Molecule: messenger RNA, 1974 nt
Organism: Danio aesculapii
Lineage: Eukaryota; Metazoa; Chordata; Actinopteri; Cypriniformes; Danionidae
Molecular function (GO): oxidoreductase activity
Source: RefSeq, a predicted model, not a curated record
UAGUUAGGUUGAGCGUGUUGUAAACCUGCCGUAUACAUUGAUAAGACUGACUGUAUCGCGAAGUUUAUCUUCUACAUAUUUCAGGUAGAACAUAGAUAAAUUAGCAUUGGUAUUUACUUGGAACAGAUCACUGGACCUUGACCGUUUUGAAGUCACAUGCUGACUGUUUGUCUUUUCAUUUCCAGAAAGCCUGCAGGGAAAAAGUUUGGUCACCCCUGCACUAGAGUUUCCACAGUCUCCAAAGUUUCCUGGUUCUCUCAUAAUGACAGACCCUCAGCCAUCUGUACUCCUCAACAAUGAUAUUCGGAUGCCUCUCUUGGGAUUAGGCACUUUCCGUUUGCAGGGUCAAGAAGACACUUACAGUGCUGUGGAUGCUGCUUUGAAAGCUGGUUAUCGUGCCUUUGACACUGCUGCAGUGUAUCGUAAUGAGGCACAUCUAGGUCAUGCCCUCCGUUGCCUGCUGCCCAAGCAUGGCCUCUCACGAGAAGAUGUUUUCAUUACUAGUAAACUGGGUCCUAAAGAUCAAGGCUCCAAAGCCAGGGAUGGUUGUCUGAGGAGCCUGGAGCAGUUGGGACUGGGCUACAUUGACCUAUAUCUUAUUCACUGGCCAGGUACCCAGGGGCUGCCCGUUGGGGAUAAACGAAAUCCUGAAAACCGUGCUCAAAGCUGGAGAGUUUUGGAGGAGUUCUACUCCGAGGGCAAAUUUCGAGCCAUUGGAGUGUCUAAUUACACAGUAGAGCACAUGCAGGAGCUGUUGAAGAGCUGUAAAGUCCCCCCGGCAGUUCUUCAGGUUGAGUUUCACCCAAAACUGCUCCAAAAUGACCUGAGGGGUCUGUGCAAGAUUAGAGGGGUGUGUUUUUCAGCAUAUUCAUCCCUUGGAACUGCUCUUCUGUCAAAUCCUGUUGUUCUGGAAAUUGCUAAAGAGUCCGGUAGGACCCCAGCCCAAGUUGUUGCUGAGGUGGCUGUACAACAGAGCAUUGCUGUUCUGCCAACAUCAUCUCAGCCAGAACGUGUGGAGGAGAAUGGGAUACUGUUUGACUUUGAGAUUAGCGAGAACGACAUGGAAAGGCUCUCUGCACUUGACUGUGGGGAGAAAUUCUGCUGGGAUCCAACACAAGUGUCUUAAUUGAGAGAAUUGAUUUACAAAUACUGAGGAACUCCUCCAAUUUCUGAUUCAUAGCCCACAACAUAACCCACAUUUUAUGACUGGCCUGGUACUGUAACUCUUGCUUAAAUCAGAUUCGGAAGCAAUUUAUCUAUUAACAAGUUGAAAUAUACAAUCUACAUAGCUGGACUCUGAAAUGUCGUGAGAAUUAUUUUUUUAAAGCUGUAUGUUCAGGUUCAGCCUCUGUUUACAUUUGCUUGUGUGCCAGAACAAUUUCCUGGAGUAUGACUAAUAGACAAGUGAGCAAAGUCAUUUAAUAGACACUGCUAUGUACUAUCAACAUGAAGAACAGUGCGUGGACUUUACACUUUUGUGAGAAUAACAAACAGUGCUGAAAGUAGUUUAUUAGGUUUUUAUUAGAAUAUAUUGGUUACAAACAAUAGAAAAAUAACAUCACAGUAAAAUAAUUGUCUUAAUUCAUAAAAAGUUACAAGGCAUUUAAAAUCUGUCAUUUUCAAGUAAUACCAGCAACGAUGGUGUCCCCCGUUCUUACAAUCUUGGAUAUUUAGACCCAUCUUUGUUUCUGGGCUCUUGUGCUUAUUGGUGUUGUUGUUUGUGUGGACAAUUCCAAGACAUUUUUAUGACUCUGAGAUGAUGAUAACUCUGGGCCUUCGAAGUGGCCAAAGGUCCUUCACAGUAAAACCAGAUUUUGUACAGCUGACUGUCUAACAGUAUGGUUAGAUAUGAUAUCUAAUGUUUCUGACGUUCAUUUGUUAAAACAUUUCAUCUCAAAACCGAUACGGGAGAGUGACAAAGUCUGUGCUUUGCGCAAGUUUACGUUCACAUUUAUAAAGUUUACUGCAUAACAA